This is a messenger RNA of Anolis sagrei ordinatus, 1290 nucleotides long. It is a transcript of the gene RAB25, whose product is annotated as RAB25, member RAS oncogene family. Gene Ontology annotation, molecular function: GTPase activity; GTP binding. Gene Ontology annotation, biological process: exocytosis. Gene Ontology annotation, cellular component: recycling endosome; Golgi apparatus. Lineage: Eukaryota; Metazoa; Chordata; Lepidosauria; Squamata; Anolidae. The record is from RefSeq and is a predicted model, not a curated record.
UUUCCUUCUUCCCGCUUGCUGUGCACAUUCCAAACGGACCAGACAUUCCGGUUGGGCCUCCUGUCCGGGCCCAGACCCGUGACCCUUGACCUGCCUUUCCGAAAAGGGGGACCCCACCCGCUCUGGACAUUCGAACCCCAGCAUGGCCUUGGUCUCGGGUGCUGCAGGGUCCCCCUCGGGGCUCAGGGGGUCCCCCGUGGGGCUCCUUGAUUUGGGCCCCUUGGCCUGGCUCCCCUCCCUUCCUUUCCAGGUGAGGCGGGGCCUCUCUUUACCUGUUUGUCAGGUUCCGCCCCGCCUGUUGACUCACCUUUCACCUUGGCAGGGAGGCAGGCAGGCAGGGAGGGAGGGAGCCCCUCCCUUGGGCCCCAGAGGUGUCCUUCCUCCCUUCCUUACCUGCGUCCAGGUGAGAGCCAGGCUCCGGCUUGCCCCCCUUUCCGUGCCAAGGGAACAGGUGAGCCUCCCAGGUGAAGAAGGAUGGCCACCUCCGAGGAGGACUACAACUUCGUCUUCAAAGUGGUGCUGAUUGGCGAGUCUGGGGUGGGCAAGACCAACCUGCUCUCACGCUUCACACGCAACGAGUUCAGCCAUGACAGCCGCACCACCAUUGGCGUGGAGUUCUCCACCCGCACAGUCCUGGUGGACGGCGCUCUGGUCAAGGCCCAGGUCUGGGACACCGCCGGCCUCGAGCGGUACCGCGCCAUCACCUCCGCGUACUACCGGGGUGCGGUGGGGGCGCUGCUGGUCUUCGACAUCUCCCGGCACCAGAGCUACGAGGUGGUGGAGCGCUGGCUGAAGGAGCUCUACGACCAUGCCGAGGCCACCAUCGUGGUCAUGCUGGUGGGAAACAAGGCCGACCUGGCACACAGCCGGGAGGUGCCCACCCAGGAGGCCCGGAUGUAUGCAGAGAACAACGGCCUUCUCUUCCUGGAGACCUCCGCCCUGGACUCCACCAACGUCGAACUGGCCUUUGAAACCGUCCUCAGAGACAUUUACAACAAGGUGCGGAAGCAGAAGCAGAAGAGCCCCGUGGAGGAGGCGGUCCAGCUUUCGGCCGAAAACCCCAAUGCUGCUGCUUCCGGACCGCCCUCCGAACCGGGAAAGCGGGCCUGUUGCAUGAACCUAUGAAUCCUAACGCAAGGAAAGAAGGGUCGACCUGAUGGAAGUCGCUGAGUGCCAAGACCCCGGAGCCAUUCUUCUCCACCCGUUUGCUUCUUCGAGUUCAAGAAUGCAAAACGGGAGCAAGACCUGGCCCGGACGGAACACAGGCACCUCCUGAUCCGCUCGAUUGAA